Contarinia nasturtii (swede midge) is the source of this 1152-nucleotide messenger RNA. RefSeq lists its product as uncharacterized. The transcript is spliced from 3 exons. The record is from RefSeq and is a predicted model, not a curated record. Lineage: Eukaryota; Metazoa; Arthropoda; Insecta; Diptera; Cecidomyiidae. Bases 82 to 987 code for a protein of 301 amino acids.
AUAAGGUAUAAAAACGGUAAACAGGUUGUCUUGAAAUCAUUACAAAGUCGAACAACUUGUAUCGUUCAAGUGAGGUGAAUAAUGAAGCUGUUUAUAUUUCUGUCGUUUUUAGCUGUUCUAGUGCUGGUUCAGGCCGUUCCAAAUGGAAAAGAGAUAGAAAUAACAUUUAGCGAUUUGGUGAAGAAAGUCUAUGAAAAAACAAAAGGUUACGACAAUGAAUAUCCAUACGUUAAUAAUAUAAAUGGACGAUUAGGUUUCGUGGUUAGUAUUACUAAUGACACUAGUGCUCUGCGUGAGAAAUUCCAAAUUCAUCCCGAUGAAUUUACAACCGCAAAAAAUGCCCAAUACCUGAAGUCGAAAGUACCGGCAGGCUUGGUAAUGUAUGAACAACCAGCUUCAAAAUUGUUGUACGACACAAUCGCUCUAAUCGAUAAGACUCGGAAGGUCGAAAUGAAAAAAUUGUAUGAGGAAAUUUCGGCAGAACUAUCAGUCCAAUCGCCGGAUAAAAAUGAUAAAGAAUUCACCAAUGGAUAUAAUAUAUUUUCGAAAAAUAGCCGUAGCAAAACACAAGCAGAACGCAUUUAUUCGAAAAUGUCCGCAAUGAUUGGUGCAAACGCAGCAAUAUCGCAUAGAUUUACGACCAAAAUUAACGAAUUUGAACAAUUAGAUAAGGAAACUAAAGAAGUACUCGAAAAUGCUAGGUCAAAGUGUGAAAGCAUGGCUCUAACAGGCGAACGUUCUUACGCAAUGGAUGCAAUCGAAUAUGUAAGUACAUUGAAUUCGAAUCAACAGAAAUUGCUUUUAUUACUUAAGCAAGUGAGAGAUAUUCUAAGGGAAUAUAAUCAAAAACGCUUGCUUUGGGCGGAGUUCCUAAUCGGAAUUACACCAGAGAUUGGCGGCAAGAGGCAACCAGUAGAGCCAUCAAAGUCAACGGCUGAAAAGCUGGGAUCGAAAUUACAUUUGGGAAAAGGAAAGGGAAAAAAAUAAAAAAGCGCAGAUUUCAAACCAUCUGGUUCUUGAAUCGUGUCAAAUUAAAAACGUCGAUAAUUUGAAAUUUAAUGAGACGAAAACUUUAUUGUUCAAUAGAAAACAGAUGUUUAAGACUUGAAUUUUUUAUUGAUGAUUAAAAGUUGUUAUUUCAAGCGAGAAAAA